AUGUUCCUCAGAGGACUCUCUGCCAUUGCGGCGCGUGUGUCGCUCGGUGCCAGUCACGUUUCUGCCGAACCGUUGAAGCGUGUUUUGCACGAAGCUAUCCCCUAUUCGACCGGUGCCGUUCAUAACCGUGGCCUUCACCAGUUUGUCUUUGACCUUGAUGAGGUGACGCAACUGGUGAAUGCUGAGAACCUGACCGACCUGUGUUGCAUUGAGAUCCCCUCGCAUAUCCCGUUUGUCCCUCACAUGAUGCUAUGCAGUGCCGCCAAUCACCGCCAUCUGUUCGCAUCUUGCCAGCUUAUCUACAAGGCGUACAAGUCGAAGAUGUCGCCCGACCAAGUGAUUGCGAAAGUUGAGGGACGUGAUUCACCAGACUGGAAGGUGAUCGAUAUGGGAAACAUUGUUUUACAUAUCAUGAUGCCGGAAGUGAGGAAACUGUACGACAUCGAGAUGCUGUGGGCUGUCGGACCAGAAUACGACGAGCUGACAAUCGCCAAAACCGAAACUGAACAAAUGCUUGGAGGAACUAGCGAAUCACUAGAGAAAGACAUACGCUGGUUGCAGCACUACAACAAGCCGGCUGAAUCCGAUUCCACGUAG
Molecule: messenger RNA, 597 nt
Organism: Soboliphyme baturini
Lineage: Eukaryota; Metazoa; Nematoda; Enoplea; Dioctophymatida; Soboliphymatidae
Source: the annotation of a GenBank genome assembly